Molecule: messenger RNA, 933 nt
Organism: Seminavis robusta
Lineage: Eukaryota; Bacillariophyta; Bacillariophyceae; Naviculales; Naviculaceae
Source: the annotation of a GenBank genome assembly
AUGCCGCGAAGAAAGAAACCCCAACAAGUAUGUUACUUUUGGUUUGGCAACAGCAUGAUAACUCUCCACGGAGUCAUUGAAGCCAUGCGAGGAGGACUCUGGAGAGCUCAAAAGGCAGAAUUGGGUGCCAACAAUCAAAAGCUGGAAACUCCACGACACGCCUUUGGAGGCGCCACGCUGGCACAACAUUGGCAGGCCACACAACGAGAUCCCAAAUUACUCGAAAACAUGCGCCUUUUGCCGUGGGUGAUUAUCCACGAACAAAGCGUGAUUCCCUCGGUACCCAUGUACCGACCCGGCAGUGUGGCGGCGGCCCGUGGAUUGACACACUAUUGUCGACAACAACGAGGAGGAGGACCUCAAAUCAUGUUCAUGAUGACGUGGGGACGACGCGGGGGCUUUAAAGGGCACGGAGUCCAAUACGGCAAUUUUCUCACACACAAUCAAGCCAUUUACGAAGGAUACCUCCUCUACAUUCACGCCACGUCCACACCGGAUCGACCCACCUAUCUGGCACCCGUCGGGUUGGUCUUUGAAACCAUUUACAACGACUGUCUGACUCAAGACCCUGAGAGUCGAGAACCCGGCUCGUACAAUUCGCUCUUUGCUCGCCUCUAUGGAAAUGAUGGGUACCAUCAAAGCAAAUUGGGCGCCUUGGCGGCCGGAAUGACAGUCGCCACAGCGAUUACCGGGUUCAAUCCGUACAAGCAAAAUCACAAUCCAGGAGGUCUCUCCCAGGAAGAUAUGAAUGCCGUCAAGGAUGCCGUCGCACGCACUAUAUUGCAAACGUUUGAAAGUGGACAACUGCUCUAUCCGUGGAAGACCUCGUGGACCGGUUCCACAGCGCCGACCAGCGCCGUGUGUCGGGCCGACAAGGAAACGUCCACCUGCGCCAGCCCUGACACAACAGUCGUGCAGUCAAUUGGCACGUGA